AGUUCACAGGAUAUCACAUCAGCAUUCAGCUUUAUGUGUGGAUGUACACUUGAGUGUGGGGAGGAUACUCUGCACAACCCUAAAUACGUAUUUUUCAAGAGAAUGAUCUCAACCAAUCCCUGAAAACAUGUAGACAAUAAUUUAAAAUUCAACUACCCCUUAUGAUUUACACAUAUUAAAAUGCAGUAGGAAUUAAAUAAAACUGCAUCUCUCCAUCGACGUGGGCAGCACAAAAUCGAAUUGUUCCCCUUUCCCUUAUUUUCUCCCCUUGGUGGAGAGGAUUUUGGAGGCGGUGCUAAGAGGCGUGGCAAAUAGAAUAUUACCUCAAAGUGAAACGAUCACCAAGCUGAACUCUACCAGUCUCCACUGGGACGUUGAAUCGGAUAGUGAAGUUGUCAGUGCGGCUAUAAUCGAAAUUUUAAAACAAUUUUUCUUGCUCGUAUCUUAAAAUAUUUUACUCCAAGUGUAUUGACUAUUUGUUUACACAAAAUUUAUAAUGGCUUCAAGAUUCCGUUAAUUCAUUUCAAAUUAAUGUGUUAAUUUAUAUAAAAGUUUUAAGUGACUGAUUAAAUUAAAAAAAAAUUUAUUGACAAACUUUCAAUAGGUUUUGUUAAUAAACUUAAUCUGUGUUCAUUGAAGAGUGACAGUUGAAUAGCUUAAUCAACAGAAAAGAUCACAAAAUUUUCAAUGAUGAUGCACGCAAUGAGUGAGCACGCAGGAGGUGUGGGUGGCUUGGGAAUUGGUGCUCUUCCCUUCGAUGGAGUCGGUUUUUAUGAGCAAUCUAGACCUAGAUUUGUUUUAAAAAUGCCAAAAGUUGUGCCAAACCAGAAGGCCAAGUUUGAGACUGAUGAGCUCUUCAGACGAUUGAGUCGAGAAUGUGAGAUUCGAUACACUGGGUUUAGAGAUAGACCAUUAGAAGAACGUCAGGGUCGCUUCCAAAAUGGCUGUCGAGAGGGUCAUACGGAAAUUGCAUUCGCUGCAAUGGGUACAAAUCUUCAACUGACCUUCGGACCUGCUGCCGGAAAUUAUUCUAAUGAGCCUAGUCAAUGUGAUUUCGAUAAAGAACAUGGCAAGGUUCAUUUGCGAUCCCACCUGAUAAUGAACGGUGUAUGUGUAAGGUGGCGAGGAUGGAUCGAUCUCGAACGUCUGGAUGGUGUUGGUUGUCUUGAGUUUGACGAAGAAGCAGCAGCUCGAGAAGAUGAACAAUUACGCAAUGAAUUAAACCGUUAUAAUGAACGUCGACGACAAUUUGACGAAAAACAACGAGCAUAUAGAAGUGCAGCUGCACAACAACCACAUCAUCUUUCUCAUCAUCAUCUUGGUCAUCAUGUUACUGGAACUAGUGGAGUAACAGCACCUACAGACAAGUUUUAUUAAACUUCAAAGUAGACCUGAGUCGAAAUAUUUGCCUAAAAGUGUCCAAUAUUAUACAAUAUACCACAUUCAGCAAUGAAAGUGAGUUAUUUUACUUCAAUUUGAUAAGGAUACAUUGAUUACGAACUAUUCUUGACUUAAGGAAUAUUUUCUUGAAUUAAAAAUGUUGAGUUGCAAUUACCGUUUUAAGUUAAAACGAAAAUGAUAUUGUCUUGGGAUGAGCAAUACCUAUAUUUUAGUUUCAUUGCGUUUUUUUCAGUAAAAUCAAAUAUUUCGACUCAAGGAUUGAAUCAUUUACAUUACAUCAGUAUUGUACAUUAGUAUCUUACAAUUGUCAAAUUAAUUUUAAUAAAAUUGUUUUAUUUAUUGGUGA
This is a messenger RNA of Chelonus insularis, 1747 nucleotides long. Its product is annotated as protein big brother-like. Gene Ontology annotation, molecular function: transcription coactivator activity; sequence-specific DNA binding. The transcript has 4 exons. Bases 688 to 1377 code for a protein of 229 amino acids. The record is from RefSeq and is a predicted model, not a curated record. Lineage: Eukaryota; Metazoa; Arthropoda; Insecta; Hymenoptera; Braconidae. Gene Ontology annotation, biological process: regulation of transcription by RNA polymerase II. Gene Ontology annotation, cellular component: core-binding factor complex; nucleus.